Messenger RNA from Podarcis lilfordi (Lilford's wall lizard), 1191 nucleotides. Lineage: Eukaryota; Metazoa; Chordata; Lepidosauria; Squamata; Lacertidae. The record is from the annotation of a GenBank genome assembly.
CCGCCCGCCAUGCCCAAAGUGGUGUCCCGCUCCUUGGCUUGCUCGGAUACGCGCGACCGCGAGGAGUACGGCGAGGGCGAGAAGCCCCUGCACGUCUAUUAUUGCCUGUGCGGGCAGAUGGUGCUGGUGCUGGACUGCGCGCUGGAGAAGCUGCCCCUGAGGCCCCGGGACCGCGCGCGCGUGAUCGACGCCGCCAAGCACGUCUACAAGCUCUGCAACACCGAGGACGAGCCCGAGGGCGCCUAUCUACGCCGGGACGGAGGCGGCGUCGAGCGGCAGUGCCGGAAGAAGUGCGCGCGGUGCGGGCUGCUCCUCUUCUACCGCCACCAGCCCGACGGCGCGCCCGCCACCUUCGUGGUCGACGGCGCCCUGGUCCAGUUCGGGCAGGGCUGGGCCCAGAAGCAGCUGCAACAGCAGCCGCCUCCUCCUCCCGAGAAAGUGAUGGUGACCCGUCGGACGAAGGACAUGGGCAAGUGCGGCUCGGUCACCGUCUCCACCGUCGACGAGGAGGAGGUGGAGAUCCAAGCCAAGGAAGUGGCCGAGUCGUACGCGCAGAACGCGCGCGUGAUCCAGAAGCAGCCGCGCAGGGAGGGCGCUUGCAAGAGGCGGAUGCUGCAGGAAGAGGCCGAGCUGGGAGGCAAGAAGGCCAGAGGGAAAGGCACUCUGAUCGACAAGGAGUUCAAAUAAGAAACGUCCAGAGAGAGGGAUGCGUCGUUUCUUAGGGGGGAAAGGGUGGGGGGCGCACACCACCAUGGGCGUAGCCCAUGUAUUGUAUUGUAAAUCAAUACAAAUCUGAGGUUCUGCCCACCCCCCAACCAAAAUCAUGGACCCCACCCCUGUGUCCUUAUUAUUCAAAUCCUCUUAGGGAUGUUGCCUUUCACUCUAGGGAGGCUUGUGUGCACUAUGUGCCUUCUGAAACAUUUCCCAUUAUUAUUAUUAUUAUUAUUAUUAUUAUUAUUAUUAUUAUUAUUUUGCAUUUCUAGGAAGCACCGCAGCCUUAAUUUCCUAGCAAAAGCAAAGCAACCUUCUCCCAAGAGCGAGCAGAGAGGCGUUAGUCUGCCUCUGUUGUGCUGAGUUACGUUUUUGUAUCUUCAGGUGUAUAUAGAAAUUACCGUGUUAAUGGCAAUAUGUCAAGUUUGUAUUGAUGGAGUUAGAAGCAAAAUGUACAAAAAAAUAGAUCUUUAAUAAGUU